Molecule: messenger RNA, 1367 nt
Organism: Gopherus flavomarginatus (Mexican gopher tortoise)
Lineage: Eukaryota; Metazoa; Chordata; Testudines; Testudinidae
Product: zinc finger protein 879-like
Exons: 6
Coding region: 153-1355 (400 amino acids)
Biological process (GO): regulation of DNA-templated transcription
Source: RefSeq, a predicted model, not a curated record
GGCGAGACAAGCCGAGGUGCAAACGCGCGUGGGCCGCUCCGGCUCUGCCUGGCUCGCGCGGGGCCGUUGGAGCCUCUCCCGGGGCCGGAGAAGGGUCUGUGACUGAGAUCAGGGCUCCUAUCGUACUGAGCGUGGCCCUGUUCUGCCAGGCAAUGAACAGACCCCAGGUGAGAUCAGACCCCACUGUUGUGCCAGGCUACAGAAUAACAUCCACGUUCUGCUGCAGAUCAUCCCAUCCUCCCAGGGGGAAGGAAAUGGCUGCAAUGGAGCUGUCUCAGGGGCCGGUGACUUUCGAGGAGGUGGCUGUGUAUUUCACUAGGGAGGAAUGGGCUCUUCUGGACCCUGUUCAGAGAGCCCUCUACAGGGAUGUCAUGCAGGAGAACUAUGAGACGGUGACCUCGCUGGUAGGGUUUCCAGUUUCCAAACCUGAUGUGAUCUCCCAGGUGGAACGAGGGGUAGAGCCGUGGGUUCCAGACCUCCGUGGCUCUGAGAAAGAAGUGCUUCCAAGAGCUGCCCGCACAGGUGAUGGGAUGGUGAGUGAGAAUGAGGAGGAGAAACCCCAUCAGGAAGAUGCUGAGCGAAGAGAAGCACAUGGAAUGUCAUCAGGAAGAUCCAAAGAGAAUGUUUCCAGGAGUUGUGCACUCCCAGAAAAACCAAAAGCCUGUGAGACUCAGGGGAGGCCAGAGGGAAACUUUAGUAGCCUCUCAGACCUUAUAACAAGCGGUAGAAUCAACUUGGAAAAGACACGCUACAGGUGCCAUGAGUGUGGGAAAAGCUUCAGUCAGCGCUCAAGCCUUAUCACACAUCAGAGAAUCCACACAGGAGAGAUGCCCUACACAUGCUCUGAGUGUGGAAAAAGCUUUAGUUGGCACUCACACCUUAUCAGACAUCAGAGAAUCCACACAGGAGAGACGCCGUACACAUGCUCUGAGUGUGGGAAAAGCUUCAGUCAGAGCUCUACCCUGAACACACAUCGUAGAAUCCACACAGGAGAGACGCCGUACACAUGCUCUGAGUGCGGGAGAAGCUUUAAUCGGAGCUCACACCUUAUCGGACAUCAGAGAAUCCACACGGGAGAGAAACCUUACACGUGCACUGAGUGUGGGAAAAGCUUCAAUUGGAGCUCUACCCUGAACACACAUCGUAGAAUCCACACGGGAGAGACGCCCUACACAUGCUCUGAGUGUAGGAAAAGCUUCAGUCGGCGCUCAAACCUUAUCACACAUCAGAGAAUCCACACAGGAGAGACGCCUUACACAUGCUCUGAGUGCGGGCAAAGCUUCAAUCAGCGCUCAAGGCUCAUUAGACAUCAGAAAAUGCACAGGAGAGAGAAUUGUAAUAAAUCCCUUGACUAGGGUUGGCAAAAA